GUUGUCGGCGGUCUUCUCGUUUGCAAUUACGUUUAUUUAACCACCAAACAUUAUUUUUGUUGCAAGAAAUCAAUUCCUAAACGAAAACACCAUAAACCCUAGUUUGGCUGAGGCAGACGGAACUGUUUCUCCGACCUCCAAAGAGUUACAGAAAUGGUCACGGCGUUGAUAGGAGGAGUUGCUGUGGCUGCUGCUGCUUAUGCUGGCAGAUAUGGCAUUCAGGCUUGGCAAGCGUUUAAAGCAAGACCACCUACUGCUAGACUGCGGAAAUUCUACGAGGGUGGUUUUCAGUCUACCAUGACCAAAAGGGAAGCCGCUCUCAUACUUGGAGUGAGGGAGACUACUCCUACAGACAAGGUCCGGGAAGCUCAUCGGAGGGUGAUGGUUGCUAACCAUCCAGAUGCAGGGGGUAGCCACUACCUUGCAUCCAAAAUUAACGAAGCUAAAGAAAUGAUGCUUGGAAGAACCAAGGGUACCGGCUCUGCUUUUUGAUUGUAUUGACUUGUCUCCAUUCUUGGCGAAGGUUUCGCAUAGUGAGUUUUAGGAGGGUCAUCCCUGUUUUGGAUCAAAAAAUUUCGGUGUAUAUGAACGAGGCAGUUUCUAUAGCAGGGAAAUGACACUU
Messenger RNA from Malus domestica (apple), 622 nucleotides. Its product is annotated as mitochondrial import inner membrane translocase subunit TIM14-2. The record is from RefSeq and is a predicted model, not a curated record. Gene Ontology annotation, cellular component: PAM complex, Tim23 associated import motor. Gene Ontology annotation, molecular function: ATPase activator activity. Gene Ontology annotation, biological process: protein import into mitochondrial matrix. NCBI's taxonomy places the organism in Eukaryota, Viridiplantae, Streptophyta, Magnoliopsida, Rosales, Rosaceae.